Molecule: messenger RNA, 3289 nt
Organism: Medicago truncatula (barrel medic)
Lineage: Eukaryota; Viridiplantae; Streptophyta; Magnoliopsida; Fabales; Fabaceae
Product: dual specificity protein phosphatase PHS1
Exons: 11
Coding region: 439-3099 (886 amino acids)
Biological process (GO): response to abscisic acid; cortical microtubule organization; protein dephosphorylation
Molecular function (GO): phosphoprotein phosphatase activity
Source: RefSeq, a predicted model, not a curated record
UGACAUGACCCACUUCCACGCUGAAAUGAAUGGAACACUGUCCCAUGUUUCUAUACUACGUUGUACCAUACUCUUGUUAAUUUGUUACUAUUAUCAUAUCAUACAAUACAACAACCACCCAAAGUACAAUAAUUAAUUGAAUUGUUGUGUGUUUCUUGUAUUGUAUUGUAUUCUAUGUAUGAAUGAAUUAUGGAUCACAAUUCACUUUCUCCAUCUCCUUGAAAAAAGCACUUCAUUUUGCCUCAUAUUCCGUCCAUUUUUCUCACACAAAUACCAAAUAUUUUUAUACAAUCAUAUACCAAUACCAUAUGGCAAAAGAUCAAAACCAGGGAUUGGAAUUUGAAAGUGACGAAGCUGAAUCUGAGAUUGAGGUUCCAUUGCCUCUCACAGAAACUUCUCGGCUUUUUGACAUUGUUUGUGGAAUGGUGGAAAUGGGCAAUGCAGGCUUUGUAUAUGUUAGGAGAUAUAACUGCAGGGCCAUCGUUUAGGUUCACACAAUGGCUUCAAUUGGUUCGUAAACGCACUUCAAAGUAUCGAUCCUCUGGCUUCCCUCGUAGUCCUUCAACCAACAUGCCUUUUAAUUAUAUAGAAUCGAUUGAGGAUCCAAAAUGUGAUAAACACCCAGAUCAGACAGAAAUUAGCUUGUGGGAGAGGCUUGGUAAAGCUGAAAUGUUGGAUGUUGAAUCAAGCUCCAUUUCUUGGGAUGGGCUCUCUUCCCUGCACCAUACUGAGCACGGCAGUAGCAACGAAUAUUCUGAGGAUGAAAUGAAUAAAGCUCUUGAGGUAACCGUGAAUUCUGGAGGUGUUGUCUUCUUUGCCUUUUUCAAUUGUCAAGGGAGUGUUGAUGCUUCUCCAAAAGAGGCAGCAGCUGUUAUAAAAAUAGCAUCAUCAAGAAUGGCAACGCAAUCUGAACGUCUCGGAUAUGAAUUGGCUAAGUGGCUGGGAAUCCAAACUCCGCAGGCUAGAGUCAUUCACAAUACCAGUUCAGAAUGGCAACAAAUAAAGGAAGCUACAGAAAAAGCUAGAGAAGCGGCGGCAAAUUCUGAGGAUGAUGAAGCUGGUGAAGUGACGUGUUUUGAACUUUUGGAAGCACUUGAGCUUAGCCGAUGUUUGUUUUUAAUGAGUUAUGUUCAUGGUUCGCCUUUGCUUGAAAACACUAGUGCCUUUGAGUCACGGGAAUCUGCAGAAAAAACAUCAGAAGCUCUUGGCAAGGUAUUGAUGCUGGACUUGGUCAUCCGAAAUGAAGAUAGGCUCCCUUGCCGUGAGCUUAGGUGGCGCGGGAAUUCUGCAAAUUUGUUGUUGGCUGAAAAGAUGAUCUCCGCAAAUACAAAUACACUACAAGCAGCUUUGGAUUCAGCAAUUAAUCGAUAUAGACCAAAGGUGAUUAAGGCACUUCAAAAAGAAAGAAGGUCAAGUUCAGUAGAUUGCAGAUUGAAUUCCCAUAAUCCUGGCUUGAUAUCACAAGCCUCUGAUCUUUCAGAGGCCAUGGAAUCACCAAGAUCCACUGACAUGAGCCUUAAAAGUCAAACAUCGGGAGAAUCAAUGUCUUCUGACCUUAACCUUGUAGUCAUUGAUUCUGGUGUUCCUCGGCGACCCCCAGCUGGAAAACGUGCAAAUGAUCAGGUUAAUUAUCCUAAGUUGGUUGAGUUGCUGAUCAAUAGUUCUGAGUAUGCAUCAAACUUGUUACAUGAUAUAACCGGAGGGAAAUUAGGAUCUCAUCUACCAGAAGACAUGGAUACAAGUGAAAUAUAUGCAAGUGAAGUAACAUCAGCAGUUCAUGCAUUCCGCACUGGUUUCCGAGAUGCUCUUAGGGAUCUACAGGGAUUCCAUAUAUUCCUACUCACCCUUCACCAAAGACUUGAUACCUUGUUACGAUUAUUUAUGAAUAUUAUAAGCAAAAUAUCUUCAGCAGAACCUGACAAAGAGAACUCAUUGGUUCCUGACUCGCCUUCACUAGCUGGUGGUGGUAUUUUUUCCUCUCCAACAAGUAAGGAGAGGCAUGCUAACGAUAACAAUCAAGAUUUUACUGAUUCAGAAUCACAGAGAACUACUUCAAGGACAUUGUCUUCUUGUAAUAGAGAUUGUGGUGACUCGACUCCUGCGUCAAGAGAAAAUUGGCAUGGAAAGUUAUACAAAGGAAAUGGGGAGCCACAUCGUAAUCUCCGUUUGACUGCUAAGCUCCGUGACUUCAAUAAAUUUGCGAAGGUUGAUGCUGAAUCUAAUAAAGAAUUGGAGCAAUGGAAUGAAAUGCUUAAAAAUGACGCCAUCAAGCUAUGCCAAGAGAACAACUUUAAUACCGGAUUCUUCGAGGGUAGUGAUAAUAACAGUGUCGUUGACGCAUAUGAGCUAAAGGUCAGACUUGAGCAUAUUCUUGAGAGAAUUGCAUUGAUAUCUGAUGCUGCAAGUACAGAGAAACCAUCUGCUGUUACAAGCUGUCUGUUUAUUGGUGGGGCACUGGCUGCAAGAUCUGUAUACACUCUGCAAUACUUAGGAAUCACGCAUAUUUUGUGUUUGUGUACAAAUGAAAUCGGACAAUCUGAAACUCAAUUUCCUGAUCAAUUUGAAUACAAAAAUUUAUCUGUGUUUGACAGUGAAGAUUUUAACAUCACCACCAUAUUUGAAGAAGCGUGUGAUUUUAUAGAUUGUGUUGAACAAAAAGGUCAGAAGAUUUUAGUCCAUUGCUUUGAAGGGAAAAGCAGAAGUGUUACAGUGGUCCUUGCCUACCUAAUGCUCAGAAAGAAGUAUACUUUAUCAAAAGCAUGGCAAACACUGAAACGAGUUCACCGUCGAGCACAGCCAAAUGAUGGUUUUGCAAAAAUCUUACAAGUAUUGGAUCAGAAACUACACGGGAAGGUUUCAAUGGAAUGGCAGCAGAGAAAACCAACGAUGAAAGUUUGUCCCAUCUGUGGGAAAAAUGCUGGGCUAAGCAGCAGCUCACUUAAGCUACACCUGCAGAAAUCGCAUAGAAAGCUAUCAUCUGGUAGUGUAGAUAGUGCCAUGACAAUGGAGAUCCAAAAGGCAUUAACAGCUUUGAAGAUUAGUCGUGGUGGGAGUGUCAGCCCCACACAAAGGUCUUCUCAUUCAAUAAUAGAUCCGUAGAAACUACUAAUUGUUAUGAAGAAGCCAAAGGCGUGAAAUGCCUGUCUUUAACUGUCUUCGUGUAGUUUCUCUUCGUAGUUUGAAAGUAGGUCCGACGGCUGCAGGCGGUCCCUAUUUGUUGAUAUGUUCAUCGGAAGUUUGAAACUCUUUGCAUGAGAGUUAUCGUAAUCAAAUUAACAUUACAGGCCAA